GUAGAAUCAUUAAAAGAAGACAAUCUAAAUGUGUCAUGGCUGGCACCCAGUCAAAGUUUGUUGACGAACUUGAAGAAGUUGUAACUUGACGCUGUUUGGUUUCAUCUAUCUGCCUUUGGACAAAUAUUCUAUAUUGAUGAUUCAAAAUGUCGUCAAGGAGCUUGAAGAAACUCAGCGAGGAAAGCUUGACUAGACCACCAGAGGAAGUUUUUGAUCUAUUAGAAAAGCUGGGUGAAGGGUCAUAUGGCUCUGUAUUUAAAGCAGUCCACAAGGAGUCUGGGGAGGUCCUAGCAAUUAAACAAGUUCCAGUUGAUACAGACUUACAAGAAAUUAUUAAAGAAAUAAGUAUCAUGCAACAAUGUGACAGUCCAUUUGUUGUCAAAUAUUAUGGAAGCUACUUUAAAAAUACAGAUUUAUGGAUUGUAAUGGAGUACUGCGGUGCUGGGUCUGUGUCUGAUAUCAUGAGGCUAAGAAACAAAACAUUGAAAGAAGACGAAAUGGCCUGCAUAGUGAAGGAUACAUUGAAGGGAUUAGAAUAUUUACAUUUUAGACGAAAAAUUCACAGGGAUGUCAAGGCAGGGAACAUUCUCCUAAACACAGAAGGAUAUGCAAAAUUAGCGGAUUUUGGUGUUGCUGGGCAACUAACGGACACAAUGGCAAAACGAAAUACUGUUAUUGGAACACCGUUUUGGAUGGCACCUGAAGUAAUUCAGGAAAUAGGAUACGAUUGCAAAGCUGAUAUUUGGUCACUAGGAAUAACUGCAUUGGAAAUGGCUGAAGGCAAGCCUCCACAUGCCGACAUCCAUCCAAUGAGGGCGAUUUUCAUGAUUCCCACAAAGCCACCACCCACUUUCAAAAAGCCUGAAAAAUGGAGUGAUGACUUCAUCGAUUUUGUGACAAAAUGUCUCGUUAAAAUACCGGAUGACAGGGCGUCAGCAACACAGCUUCUGCAGCAUCCGUUUAUUAAGUCUGCAAAACCGGUUAGCAUUUUAUCUACGAUGUUAGCAGACGCAGUAAGGAUACGCGAAGAGUUAAACGACGAAAGUGAAGAGGACUCUAUCGAUGGACUGGAAAAUGAUACGGGUGAAGAUUUGAGUGGGGAAGUAGGAGAGGCUGGUACCAUGGUGUGUCAAGACGAGUUUUACACCGCACAGGAAAGUCUAGGAACUAUGAUCGUUAAUAACAGUGGUAAAAUGGAUAGCAGUGAUGGUACUAUGAUGAUUGCAAGUGAUUCAGGGACGAUGAUUGAAAACACAGGGACAAUGAUUGAAAACACUGGUACUAUGAUUGAAAACACUGGUACUAUGAUCGAAAAUGAUUUAGGGACAAUGGUGAUUAAUGAUUACACUGAUGGGAGUGAUUCAACUAUGAUAAGUGUAAACACGGCCGUCCAAGAAGUGAAACCUCAGGAGUAUAGACCGGCCUUUUUAGAUCAUUUUGAAAAGCUUGAAGAAAAUCAAAGGAAUUUGGACGGCAAAAAGAGAAAUAAAGGCAAUGGAAUUCGACCAGAUGCAAACUCGCAGUUUCCAAAGAAUUUCUUAGGCCCUGUAGAUUUUGAUUUUCUUAAAUCACUAACAUACGAAGAACUUAAUCAUCGUAUGGGCUCACUGGAUCGAGACAUGGAACGCGAAAUCGAGGAUCUUAGGAAGCGAUACCAAGACAAAAGACAGCCGAUUCUUGAUGCAAUGGAAAUGAAGAAGAGACGUCAGAUGAAUUUUUGAGUGAGAUUUUUGUAAUAUUAAAGUUUACUGUAAAAUGUUUAAAUAAUAUAUCUCUCGUUGGAAUUAAGGCUCUCAUAGAUCAAAUUUAUCAUAGAGUCGGAUUAGUAGAAUUUUCACGUUUUAUAGAAAAUUUUUAUGUCUUGUGUGUUGUUUAUUUUCACAUUUGCUUUUAGGUGUUCAAUAUUGUGUAUCGCUGUCAUAAUGCGUUGUAUGGUAGGGGCGAUUAAUUUGCUUUGUUAAUGGACGUAAAACGUAUUAUGACCCCUCAAUUUUCAUAGCUCUUUUGUGAAAUAAUAGCAUUUGCAGAAGCUAUUACCCUGCAUUCGCUAUUCUUAGAAAUUCACUGAGUAUGCUGAGAUAUACUAGAAAAAAUUUGAAAUUAUUUGCCGUCCUAAGCUUUACUGUUAGUUUAUUCGUUGCAUCGCUGACGUCAAAAUCAGAACACCUUAUUAACAUGACAAUUUGAACAGAUAGCUACAUAAUCUCAGAAUUCCGUGUUUCCAAAUACCGUUAUUUGAUUAUAUGAAUGGGAGAAAUCCAGUGGCGUCGCCACAGGGUAUACUUUCCUAGAAGUCGAUGUUCUACUUUCCUAGAAGUCAAUGUUCUACUUUCAGGAAAUCCGUUGAGAAACCUUUUGGGGGGAGGGGGGUUGUUAGGUGGGCUAAUCAGAUCGGUUUUGAUUUUUGCACUUGCAAAAAAGCCACCAUAACGAAAAAAGCUGCUUGAGAAAGUUGCUUGCCCUAAAGUAGAAAAAAGAUUACUGUACUAAAUUACGAAAUAGAUAAAAAAUACCAAAAAGACCUUUCCAAGAGUUAGAAGGGCGUGGCCGAGAAAAUUUGUUUUGUCCACCCCAGUUUUUUUUUAGCUGGCGACGUCACUGGAGAAAUCUUUUCUUGUAGUCUAAAUAUGGGAACAUCUGCAAGUAAUCAAGGACCACGCCACAAGUUUGAAAUUGACAGGGGGGGGCAAGUCUAGCAAAAGUAGGGGACCAAUGCUUUUUUCUCUUUUACUGCAGCUUUAAAACUACAUGCUUCGCAAAAAGUGUGGGACCAUGGCCCCUCCGGCACGUGCCCUGAGUAAUGUGAAAUGUUUGUUUUGUGACUGCCCUGUGGUAUUUAUGAGUUUAAAAGCAAAUUAAUGUGUGUACUAUAGACUGUUUUGUUUAAAUAAAUGUUUUGUUGGUUCAUAUUUGUUUGUCAUUUUGCGUGGAUUUGGUUAAUACGUUAAUUAUAAACAUUCAUGGUUCGACUGAGACUCGUAUAAACUUCGGAAGACUGAACCUUGAAAUCUCCCACUUUUAUUGAGAUAAGCAAUUUUACUAAUUAAGUUGUAAGAAAGAUCUCGGAGAAUCAAAGUUUUGCCUGACAUGGCAUCCCCCUACAAAUGAAAUUAAAGUAUUCAUCUAUAUUCGAAGAAGGCACGGAAGAACGUAAAUUCAGCAUAAUAAAGCACAUUUCAUCUGAUAUUGCACGGAUUGGUCAAAAACAGGGACCUUAUCAAUGUUACUUUCACGUUUCUGGAUAUACGUUUUUCUUAUGUUUAUUUAUUAUCAGAUGUUAAUUCUUUAAGGAAUAUCGAAUGAAAGUACUUUAGUAUGCUAAGUUUCAUGUUUUCCGUGCUAUCUUCAAGUUUUGCGAUACCAGAGGCCAUUCCAUUGUAGCGAACAUUACAAUAUUCAGUUUUGAUAACUAGAUUUUAAGGGGGUGUGCAUUUUUCAGUUUGCUUUGGUUUUGCUUUAACCUCUUAAAAAGUCUGCAUUGCUCGUUCGAAGUUUUUAGACUGUUAAUUUUUUUUAAUUUUGUGAGAAAUACGAUCAUUGACAAAAAUCAUAUAUAGGCAUGAAAGCAAUUAUUUUCAUGCCAAAAAUAUAUUCGAUCAUCAAACAUUUUGCGAAGAUUUUAGGAAAGCUUUUCAGAAUCGUUCAUGUGCACUUACCUGAAUUGAAGUAAAUUGCUAGAUAUUUUUAAAAUAGCUUUUAUCAUAAGCAAUCUGUAGCACAAAGCGUUCAUUUUAAAAGCGGUAGGGAUUUUCAACAUUCAGCAGGUUGCGUUGCAUGCUUAAAGACUUAAUACUGACCUUAAACAAUGCUUUUUCAAUAUUUGUAUUUGUAAAUAUUUUUCAUUGAAAUAUAUUCGUUUCA
Messenger RNA from Rhopilema esculentum, 3861 nucleotides. RefSeq names its product serine/threonine-protein kinase 3. Gene Ontology annotation, cellular component: cytoplasm. Gene Ontology annotation, biological process: protein tetramerization; protein phosphorylation; signal transduction. Gene Ontology annotation, molecular function: ATP binding; protein serine/threonine kinase activity. The record is from RefSeq and is a predicted model, not a curated record. NCBI's taxonomy places the organism in Eukaryota, Metazoa, Cnidaria, Scyphozoa, Rhizostomeae, Rhizostomatidae.